Molecule: messenger RNA, 237 nt
Organism: Xyrichtys novacula (pearly razorfish)
Lineage: Eukaryota; Metazoa; Chordata; Actinopteri; Labriformes; Labridae
Source: the annotation of a GenBank genome assembly
AUGAGCACUGACCACUGGACCAAGAAGACGGACCACCGCCUCGAGGAAGACGCCGCACCUCCAUCACUCCAAGCCGCCCACCACCGAGCUUCGCCCCGCCGACGGCACCGAGUCCCAGCAAACCUUCCCGCGGAGCGCCUAUCUUCUUUCCCCCGCCGAGGACCCCGGACUUCAGACACACCGCUGCCGCCGCGGCUGGACAGCUGGAACCUUUUCCCCCCCUCCAACAGAUUUUAG